Porites lobata is the source of this 970-nucleotide messenger RNA. The record is from the annotation of a GenBank genome assembly. Lineage: Eukaryota; Metazoa; Cnidaria; Anthozoa; Scleractinia; Poritidae.
AUGACCUCCCUUCUCACUGACACCAUCCAUUCCCAUCUUAACGUUAAGGAAGGCGAUCAGGGUCUAACUAUUCCCCUUCCCUCCUCCUCUAAACGCCCCAAAAUCACCUCUAUCGAUCUAUGGCUCGAUGCCUUUGCCAUAUAUUUCGCCGUUAUAGUGUCUGUAUAUCCCUCUCGUGCCGCGGAUUUAAUAGCUUAUCAACAGCUGAUUCGCGAUGCGGCACGAAAGUUCCCUGGGAUGGCCUGGUAUGUCUAUGAUGUGGAAUUCCGAAGGCGUGCCUCCCAUAACCUUUCUGCCAAGUGGGGGGAACGGGACUUCCAGCUCUACCUCGAUACCUUCACAGGCCUCCCCAAAUCGGGAUGCCGAUCUUGCGGCAGCACCGAUCACCUCUCUGAUACCUGCCCUUUAUCUCCUCGUAGGUACCGGGAUGCCCUUACCCAAUCCGACCUGUGCUACAACUUUAACAAAGGCCGACCCUGUGCUCGCACCCCAUGCCCUUACCAACACAGGUGUAACAAGCCGGAAUGCUCAGCAGCUCACUCUGGGGAAGAUCACACUAAACUCACCCGCCACAGAGAGGACAGACUUAAAUCGUCUUCAAACCCUGGCAAUUCCUCCCGAGGACACUCCUAAUUACCUCUCCCAACUGACCCCUCCCACUCCCAUUGACAUCAGCAAAUUUGCAUCCUACCUUCAGGGCCAUCCAGAUCACACAACAGUUAAUCAUCUUCUCACAGGGUUUUGUCAGGGCUUUAAGAUCGGCUAUUCAGGUCCAAGGGCCCCCAAGGAAUAUUCUAACCUUCCCUGUGCAAAUAUCAACCCAUCUAUUAUUGACAAAAACAUGCUAAAAGAGGUCACCCUGGGCCACACAGCAGGGCCUUUUCACGUCCCCCCUUCUCCAACCUGCAGGUAUACCCCAUUGGGGUCAUUCCCAAGAAACACUCUUCGGAAUGGCGUACCAUUUUCCAUC